CAAAUAAUAUUUUCACACUUGCAAUUCAUAUCAUUUGGAUGCGUGAACAUAAUAGAUUGUGUGAUCAAUUUUAUGACAAAUAUGGUGAUUCGUGGACUGAUGAUCAAUAUUUUGAAGAGGCUAGAAAAUGGAAUAUUGCAUUUUAUCAAAAAGUAGUAACCGAAGAGUACCUUGGCAUCAUUCUUGGUAAACCACUGCCACCAUAUAAACAAUAUAAUGAGACUCUAGUACCAGGAAUUGAUCUUUUCUUCGCAACAAUAACAUUCAAAUAUGUUCACAGCGAACUCGGCAAUAAUUAUCGUAUACAAGAUGAAUUUGGAGAAUUGCUUGCAGAUCUAACAUUAGAUAACAUUUUACAAAUUCAAUUGUUGGAAAAAUUUGGAAUGGAAAGAGUGUUGAGAUCAAUGUCCCUACAACAUCAAGAAGAAUUGGAUAUUUAUUAUUCUGAUGCUAUGAGAAAUGCUACAACCAUUGAACCGCGUAUUUAUGAUAUUGCAGCUUUUGAUGUUUUAAGAGCCAGAGACAGAGGAAUUGCUUUGUAUAAUGAUGCUCGUCAAGCAUAUGGGCUAACAACAAAGAAAAGUUGGCAAGAGAUAACAUCAGUUAAAAUAUUACAAGAUUAUCUGCAACAAUUGUAUCCUAAUGGACCUAAUCAAUUAGAAACUUCUGUUGGUGCAAUAGUUGAAGAUCAUUUGGAUGGAUCAAAUUUUGGUGAAUUAAUGAGCAUUAGUAUGUUCAAUCAGUUUACUAAAAUCAGAGAUUCUGACAAAUUUUGGUGGGAGAAUGGCAACAUGUUUACUGAUGUUGAAAGAGUCACCCUUAAUAGCACAACAUUCAAAGAUAUUAUUUUACGUAAUCUGCUAGAAAAUAAACAACCAACCAUGCCACAAAAUAUUUGGACAGUUCAACCCCAAUCAAAAACCACCAAUUCUUCAUCAGCUGUUGAUGUAAAUUAUCCAAAUGAUAUUUCUGUGUGGUCAUCAUAUGUUAUUAAAUAUAGAAUUGAUGAACCUUUUAUUCAUUUCAAAGUAACUUUACAAACUGGUGAUGGUGAGGGAUGGUUUGGAAUGGGGUUUGAGCCUGAUGACAUUGGAAUGAAGGGAGCAGAUUUUGUUAUUGGCUUUGUACAGGAAAAUAAAAUUGACUUAUUCAAUUAUCGAUCAUCAUCAGCUGAUCAUUACCCACCUAAUCGUGAUGAUAAUUCAGAUUUAAUAAAUGUUACUCCAAAUGUAAGUGAUAGUCUAGCAACUAUUGAAUUCUCAAGACCAUUAUUACCUUAUGGAAGACGCGGAAUUAAGGAUGGGCUUGUUAAAU
Molecule: messenger RNA, 1314 nt
Organism: Entrophospora candida
Lineage: Eukaryota; Fungi; Glomeromycota; Glomeromycetes; Entrophosporales; Entrophosporaceae
Source: the annotation of a GenBank genome assembly